Messenger RNA from Eupeodes corollae, 1200 nucleotides. It is a transcript of the gene Ing5, whose product is annotated as inhibitor of growth protein 5. The coding region runs from base 245 to 1060 and encodes 271 amino acids. Gene Ontology annotation, cellular component: nucleus. Gene Ontology annotation, biological process: regulation of DNA-templated transcription. Lineage: Eukaryota; Metazoa; Arthropoda; Insecta; Diptera; Syrphidae. The transcript is spliced from 6 exons. The record is from RefSeq and is a predicted model, not a curated record.
CUCACAAAAGUCAAACUUUUAGACGCGUUAUCAGUCAGAGAAACGAGAAAAGAAAGAAAGCUGCCUUCAAGGAAAAAUAAUAUUUAUUAUUUAUUUUUGUACAUAUAAACAAUACAAAAAGUUAGUUUAUUAUUUUGUAUAUUUUUGUAUUUAUUAUUUCUUAUUUUAAUCAAAAACGAUGACAUCUGCACUUUAUCUAGAAAACUACCUCGAUAAAACAGCAAAACACUAGCAAACAAAAAAUAUGGAUUCAUUGCCGUCUCUAGGUCUUGAAUCACUGCCAACAGAGCUGGAAAGGAAUUUCAAACUUAUGCGUAAGCUUGAUGAUCGGGCCCAGACGGCAAUGAAAAGUAUCGAUACCCAUGCCAAAGAGUACAUGAAAAAUCUGGUGACCAAUAAAGAUGCCAUGACCGAAGAGGAACGGAAGAAGCGGCUGCAUGAAAUCCAAGUGUUGUUUGGCAAAGCCAAGGAAUACAGUGAUGACAAGGUUCAGCUAGCGAUACAGACGUAUGAAUUGGUCGACAAACAAAUCCGAAGGCUGGACAAUGAUUUGGCGAGGUUCGAGGGUGAGAUUCAAGAGAAGGCAUCGUCCACACGAAGCAAAUCCGAGGAAGCUGUUGUAAAGAAAGGUCGAAAGAAAACCAAGGACGCUAAGGUAACUGGUAAAAAGAAACAAUCACCAUCCUCAGAAGAUGAGGCUCGAGGCGGUGGUGGUACUGCGGCGCAAGUUAGCAAAAAGAAAAAGCAGAAGGUAAAUCAAGAAAAAGAGAAUCGCAAGGGUCAAAAGUUGAGUUGCUUGACACAGAAGAAUGCAGAAGUUGAAGAAUCUGAAAAAGAAUCUGGACCUGCCACGCAUCCAAGUGAUGUAUUGGAUAUGCCAGUCGAUCCUAAUGAACCUACCUACUGUUUGUGUCAUCAAGUGUCUUAUGGCGAGAUGAUUGGAUGUGAUAAUCCAGAUUGCCCAAUUGAAUGGUUUCACUUUGCCUGCGUUGGACUUACAACAAAACCAAAAGGCAAAUGGUUUUGUCCCAAAUGUACGCAAGAUCGAAAGAAAAAAUAAAUCAUUUUUGGCUUUUAGUUUUGUUCUGUUUUACAAAAUUGUGUUUAAGUUAAAAUCUUUUAUAUUUAUGUAUGUACGUAAAAUUAAGAAAACAAAAAUUAUUAGCUAUUUAAAUAAAAUUAAAAAAAAAAAUAUGCUUG